UAUCAGAGUACUAGUCAACUGGAGCCGCUUAUGUUGUGCAGCAACCAGCGACCGUUUCUGGCGACAGGAGGGGAGAGAAGUGUUUGUUUUCAUAGUAAACCGGUGAAGGAAAGCCGCUGCUCGUUCGUCUUAGGACACACGGUCGUUUUUGCCUGCUCGGUGGAGGAUUAAGUGUGUUUUCAUGUUGUGCAGUUUACAGUGUUUGCGUGAAGACUUCCAACUGGCGAAUCGCAUCAGUUCGCCCGGAGGGUCAUCGUCAGCGACGACACCCUCUGCUCCGCUAGCGUCAACUGUUUAGAAAAUGACCGGAGAGAAGAUCCGCUCCCUGCGCAAGGAUCACAGGCCGAGCAAGGACGAGGAUUUACUGGAGCCGGACGAGGAGGCAGCAACCGGGACGUUCACCGCCUCCAAGGCGAACAGCAAGAGCAGAGCGAGUAAAAUCUUCAGCAACCACAAGUUAAUCAAGUCUUCAUCUACACAGCAGCAGCAGCAGCAGAACCAACAGUCACAGAUUAAUGCCAACACCACCACACUGUCAACAUCGGAUGUCAUCGAUGACAACAACAAAAACCCCAUCAUCCGAACCGGGCAGGACUUUCCGGUGCACGAAUGUGUGUUUAAAGGGGAUGUCCGACGCCUGUCUUCACUCAUACGGACGCAGAAUAUCGCCCAGAAAGACGUCCAUGGAAACACACCGCUGCAUCUCGCCGUCAUGAUGGGGCACAAAGAGUGUGCACACCUGCUGCUGGCCCACAAUGCACCAGUGAAGGUGAAGAACGCUCAGGGAUGGAGCCCCCUUGCCGAGGCCAUCAGCUACGGAGAUCGACAAAUGAUCACGGCGCUGCUGAGAAAGCUGAAGCAACAGUCCAGGGAGACUGUGGAGGACAAGAGGCCCAAGCUGCUGAAAGCCCUGAAAGAACUUGGAGACUUUUACUUGGAGCUUCACUGGGACUUCCAAAGUUGGGUGCCUUUGCUCUCCAGAAUCCUGCCUUCAGACGCCUGUAAGAUCUACAAGCAGGGCCUCAACAUCAGAUUGGACACUACUCUGAUAGACUUCACAGACAUGAAGUGUCAGCGUGGGGACCUCAGUUUCAUCUUCAACGGAAAUGCCAUCCCCUCUGAGUCUUUUGUUGUGCUUGACAAUGAACAGAAAGUCUACCAGCGGAUACACCACGAGGAGUCCGAGAUGGAGACAGAGGAGGAAGUGGACAUCCUGAUGAGCAGCGACGUGUACUCUGCCACACUCUCCACCAAGUCCAUCACCUUCUCAAGGGCGCAGACCGGCUGGCUGUUCAGAGAGGACAAGACGGAGCGCGUGGGAAACUUUCUGGCAGAUUUCUACUCUGUGAACGGCCUGGUGCUGGAGUCCAGGAAGAGACGAGAGCACCUGAGCGAGGAGGACAUCUUGAGGAACAAAGCCAUCAUGGAGAGCCUGAGCAAAGGAGGAAAUCUGAUAGAGCAGAACUUUGAGCCGGCGAGGAGGCAAUCUCUAACUCCUCCUUCACCCAACACUAUAUCCUGGGAAGAAUACAUCACUGCUGACAAUGGAAAAGCUCCUCAUCUAGGUCGAGAGCUGGUCUGCAAAGAGAGCAAGAAAAACUUCAAAGCCACGAUAGCCAUGAGUCAAGACUUCCCUCUGGGCAUCGAAUCGUUGCUUAAUGUUCUGGAGGUGAUUGCACCCUUCAAGCACUUUAAUAAACUCAGGGAGUUUGUUCAGAUGAAGCUCCCCCCUGGCUUUCCUGUCAAGCUCGACAUCCCUGUCUUUCCCACGAUCACAGCCACCGUGACGUUUCAGGAGUUCCGCUACGACGCGUUCGAUCAGACCAUUUUUACCAUUCCCAACGACUAUAAAGAAGACCCCAGCCGCUUCCCCGACCUUUAACCUCUCAAGCUGGAGCAGGAAACAAACAUGCAACAAGGCGACAUUAUGCUACAAACCAGACUUUUUGAAUUACAACAGGAAACACAGAGGGAAAAAACAUCGUUUCUCGCCACUUUAUGGAUUUCCAUCUCCCAUCCCGACCCUGAACACAAACAGCAACAAGACGACCUGAGUUUGAUACAGGACUUUAAAAUCGGAUGGAGGCCCGCUGUGGCAGAGAGGUCGACAUCUGCUCAUGUUAGAGAGGUGUUUUUAAGCUCAGUGUUGAAGGUUUUUACUCACACCUUCAGAUUUGGUUUAAUCCAGCAGCCGAGGCAGGAAGUGCAACUAGCGUGGACCUGAGAGGCCGAACGUCUCGUCAGCAAGAGGGCAUUGGGGUUUAAAGGAGUGACAGCAGAGCAGGUGAGUUUUCUGUAUACGGGGUAUGAGUAGAAGACAGAAAGACAGUUCAGUUGAUGCUUUGUAUUUAAGUAUGUACGUAAUGUUUUUAAAGGGAAUGUGUUGAACUGACCUGUAGUAAAGCACUGAUAUUACUGUGUGAGUUGCUCUGGAGGAAUUCCACCAAAAAUGACUUUUUAGGCUUUUUUUCCUGCGUCAGUAGACUUUAAGAAAUUUGUUAUAUAGAUGUCAAGGAGGCAUUAAAUUGUAUAUAAUAAAAUGCACACUUAAAAGAAUGAUAUUAUAAUGAAAUCACUACUUUUUGCACUCAAUUCUUUAACAAUUUCAAAUUUAGAAAUGUUUCCAGAGAUUUCACAACACUGAAAAUCAGUUUUGGAAAAUGUUAAAGUCAAGUG
Messenger RNA from Epinephelus fuscoguttatus (brown-marbled grouper), 2676 nucleotides. It is a transcript of the gene ankrd13c, whose product is annotated as ankyrin repeat domain 13C. Gene Ontology annotation, cellular component: cytoplasm. The record is from RefSeq and is a predicted model, not a curated record. The transcript has 13 exons. NCBI's taxonomy places the organism in Eukaryota, Metazoa, Chordata, Actinopteri, Perciformes, Serranidae. Gene Ontology annotation, molecular function: protein binding. The coding region runs from base 302 to 1882 and encodes 526 amino acids.